Molecule: messenger RNA, 2613 nt
Organism: Wallemia ichthyophaga EXF-994
Lineage: Eukaryota; Fungi; Basidiomycota; Wallemiomycetes; Wallemiales; Wallemiaceae
Exons: 3
Coding region: 1-2613 (870 amino acids)
Biological process (GO): transmembrane transport
Molecular function (GO): oligopeptide transmembrane transporter activity
Source: RefSeq, a predicted model, not a curated record
AUGUCCACGAGGCGACGUCCCUUCACAGCGCGAUCUUCUAGCAGCCUGAACAGUAAUAUACCGCGAUCGAUAAGAUCUUCGAGUCAUGACGGCGGGGAUUUACCCGAGGAUGUCUACGAGAAUGAUAGCUAUAUGGAUGAUGACGACGACGACGAGUCUUCAGACGCCGAUGUCUUCGCUUUCGGUCCACCGUCGACAGCGGAUGGAAACAGAGGAGAGCUCCCGCCCUCGGAAUCUAGUUCAAUCAACCAGCCUCCGCUGAGUAACUUUGAUGAGAAGUAUUUGAAUCCACACGACGACAUAUUGCGUCCGCCUUCUGCAGAUCCCGUCUUUCCAGCUCAAAGAGUGAAGAGAUGGUCGAAUAUUGACAGUGAUGAUCUUUAUCAGGCUUCGACAUCCACACAUCAGUUCCCGCCAACUCAGUCUCUUGAUAAGCUCGAAUUGGAGUACGAAGAAGACAGUCCUUAUCCAGAAGUGAGGGCUUCAGUAUCAAACACCGACGAUCCUGAUAUACCAACAUUGACUCUCAGAGUCUGGGUCGUUGGUGGCUUUUUCAGCGCGCUGGCUGCUGCAGUAAACACUGUCUUUAACUUUAGACUACCUGCUCCUACAAUUACUCCAAUCGUUCUCCAGCUUAUAACCUAUCCGGCUGGUAAAUUCCUAGCUUAUAUUCUCCCGAUGGAUCUAUAUACCCUGCCUGCAUGGCUCGGCGGCAAAACUUUCACGCUAAAUCCAGGUCCCUUUAACAUUAAGGAACACACGCUUAUCACCAUCAUGGCAAACGUCAGUGUUAGCCCUGCGUAUGCUAUGAAUGUUACUGUCGUCACCGAAAUGUUUUAUGGCUACAAGCUUGGCACUGGAUUUGACAUUCUCUUAUUUAUCAGCUCACAAUGUAUUGGAUUUGGAUUGGCGGGAUUUUGUCGGCGAUUUGUUGUUUGGCCGGCUUAUCUGCUCUGGCCCCAAUGCUUAGUGGUAUGCACACUCCUUAACACCCUACACGCUGAAGAUGAUGAGAAUGAUGGAUCAAUGUCAAGAUUUAAAUUCUUUAUCAUCGUUGGUGUCUCAUCUGUUAUCUGGUACUUUGUUCCUGGAUUCCUGUUUAAAGCACUGAGUUGGUUCAGCUGGAUAUGCUGGAUCUGGCCACGCUCGCCGACUGUUAACCAACUCUUUGGUGUUUUUACAGGACUGGGUAUGGGUGGAAUGACUUUCGAUUGGUCGCAAAUCACAUACAUUGGCUCACCUUUGGUUAUGCCGUGGUGGGCUGAGUGCAAUGUAGCUAUCGGGUUCUUUGCCUUGUAUUGGUUGGUCGUACCCAUCCUCUACUACACAAAUGCCAAAUUUUUCAAUUAUUUACCCAUCUCAGACUCAUCACCUUACGAUAAAUACGGAAACUCAUACAAUAUAUCGCGGAUACUGUCUGAGAAUAGUGAAUUCAAUCAGACAGCGUAUGAGGCUUACAGCCCGCUGUACAUCUCUGCGACAUACUCCAUGGUAUACUUGUUGGGGUAUGCAGUAGCGACUGCUGUUCUUGUCCAUACCAUUCUCUACCAUGGUAAAGCGAUAUGGUAUGGCAUGCGCAAUUUCAAAUUUGAGGAAGAUGACAUACACGCGAAGCUAAUGAGGCGCUAUCCGGAUGUACCUCACUGGUGGUAUCUGAGUUACAUGGUGGUGUUCUUAGCGUUAUCAAUUGCUGCAGUCACAGGCUUCGACGCACAGAUACCUGUUUGGGGUGUGUUUGUUGCGCUGCUGGUACCACUGGUGUAUAUAUUGCCGGCAUCAUACAUAUUCGCAAUGACAGGACAGGAAAUACCCAUCAACCUGAUCAGUGAAGUUAUUCCAGGGUAUUUGUUCCCUGGCAAGCCAAUAGCGAAUAUGAUAUUCAAGUGUUAUUCGAUCCAGACCAUGUCCGAGGGUCUUUCGUUCAUUCAAGAUGCGAAGCUGGGACAUUAUAUCAAAGUUCCUCCGCGAGCUACAUUCGCAGUUCAAGUCACAGCUACAAUUAUUUCAGCACUAAUUCAGAUUGGCAUCCGCGACUGGAUGUUCAGCUCGGUGAAUGAUAUGUGCAGUGUAAGACAAUCCGCAAACUUCACCUGUCCCCAAAAUAGAGUUUACUAUACUUCUUCCGUUAUUUGGGGCAUUGUUGGUCCUGAUCGAUUUUUUGGUCAUGGCAGGAUUUACCACUACCAGGUUUAUGCGUUAAUUGUAGGUGCAGUGUUGCCUAUUCCUGUGUAUUUCUAUGUCAAGCACAAGCCAAGGUCUUGGUUGAGAAAUUUGAAUUGGCCAGUAAUGUUGACUGGUCCAACGUAUAUUCCACCUGCUACUGGAAUCAACUAUUCGUCGUGGAUUGGUAUUGGGUUUAUAUUCCAGUAUCUCGUGCGAAGGACUCAUUUUGCAUGGUGGUCAAAGUACAACUUUAUAUUGUCAGCAGCUCUAGAUGCAGGGACUACUCUCGGAAUCAUCUUGGUCUUUCUUCUACUGCAACUGCCCAAGAAUGGCAGUAUUAGUGUGGACUGGUGGGGUAACUCUGUGUAUAUGCGUACUGCCGAUUAUUUCGGAAUGCCAUAUAGGACACCACCAGACAACGGAUUUGGGGAGGCUGUGACUCCUCAGUAA